This is a messenger RNA of Engraulis encrasicolus (European anchovy), 828 nucleotides long. RefSeq lists its product as uncharacterized. The record is from RefSeq and is a predicted model, not a curated record. The transcript has 2 exons. Bases 83 to 565 code for a protein of 160 amino acids. NCBI's taxonomy places the organism in Eukaryota, Metazoa, Chordata, Actinopteri, Clupeiformes, Engraulidae.
GUCACUUUAUGCUUCAUUUACUUACAGUACAAGCACAAGAUUCAAGAUCAAGAUUCAAAAGUGUAAUGUGACCUGAAUUACAAUGUGUUUACUAGGCAUACUGAUGAGACCUCCUACCAGAGAGGAGACCACAGACAGGCCCAUCUCAAUAGUGGACCAGCUCAAAGUACUACGUGGUCAUAUCAAAACACUCCUCAAAAAUGAGGAGAACAUGGUGAAAGACCGUAAACUUCAGCUCAGGGCCGAGGAGCAGACCUUAAAGAAGCGCAAGAAGGAGUUUGAGAAAGCCCAGAAGAAUAUGACUGUCGUGGAGCGGGACAGGGAGAGGAACAGCUUGGCCUUAGAGAGAUAUCAGCUACAGUGUCGCGAAAGAGACAACAAACAUGGUUUCGAGAUCAACAAAGCAAAGCUGCAGUAUGAAUUGAGCAUCAUCCGCAAUCAUAUUAAGAUGGAGAAGGAGAGGAAGAAGGAGGAGAGAAAGGAGAAGCUGAAGGAGGAGAAGAAGAAGAGGAGGGAGGACAAGAAAACACUUGUUGAUAAAAUUGCACGGAUGGAGAGGAGGUGAAAGGAGAGGAGUGGUAAGGAGAGGAGAGGAAAGGAGAAGAGGAGAGAAGAGGAGGGGAGAGGAGAAGAGGAGAGGAGAGGAGGCGAGAGGAGAGGAGAUGAACGGGGAGGAGAUGAAUGGAGAGAAGAGGAGAGGAGAAGAGAGAAGAGGAGAGGAGAGGAGAGAAGCAGAGAGACUGACAAUCAUAACCACAGAGACAUUUUUAUUAUUAUGACAUUUUUAUUAUUACUUAUUACUUUUAUUAUUACAUUUUUAUUAUUACA